UACACCUCAUUUAAUAAAAACGUGUGAUGGUAUAAAAUGGAGUUUAAACUACUAUUCUAUACAUUUCUAUAUUUAAUAUCAAUUAUAUUUGUAAGUGCAGAUGGAGAGACUGUCCUGACCACCCAUGGUUUAGUAUCGGGAAAAAUAUUAAAAACGUUAUUUAAAGAAACCCAGUACCAUGGAUUUAUGGGUAUACCAUACGCUGCACCACCUGUUAAAGACCUAAGAUUUAUGCCACCAAAAGACAUUGAGCCUUGGACGGGUGUUUUAAAAGCGACAAAAGAAAAACCUCCAUGUCUGCAAUAUAAUUACAACGUGAAGAAAAGUGAUUCGAUUGGGCAAUGUGGUGUAGAAGAUUGUCUUUACCUUGAUAUAUUUACACCAGCAGUAGAUGAGAAUAAACGUGGCGUUGUUGUAUUUCUGUAUAAUGAAUAUUUCCGAUACUCAUAUAAUAAAACAAAAGACUACGCACCAGAUUUCUUCAUCGAAGAAGACGUGAUUGUAGUUGAAAUAAGUCAUCGACUAUCAGUUUUGGGAUUCUUAUCAUUAGAAGAUGAUAUAUUGCCUGGUAAUUCUGGACUGAAAGAUGUAGUAAAGGCUUUAGAAUGGAUAAACAGUAAUAUAGAACGAUUUGGAGGAGAUGCAAAUAAAAUUACAUUGAUGGGUUUCAAAGGAGGUGCUGCUGCGAUAGACUUACUUCUUCAUACGAAAGCAAAAAGCCUCAUAAACGGAGCUAUUUUACACAGUGGAACCUCGUUGUCUCCAGAUAUUUUGCAAGAUGAUGUUCGGGAAAGAGCAUUCAAACUAGGUGAAUUAUUGGAAAUCGGCACGACAAGCAGUAGUAAACUUUUAAAAUAUUUCAACGAUGUUACACCAGAGAAAUUACUUUCGAAGGACUUUAGAUCUCUACCUGAUGACUACUAUAAAGAGAAUCAAAAACCUCUCUUAGCUUUCGGACCUGUAAUCGAAGUCAAUUCAGACGGUCUUGUUCUUCAGUAUCCAGAACGUAUGCAUGAUCCUAUCAAUAUUCCCAUAAUGAUUGGAUCAAAUUCCCGUGAAGGUUUAGAUUCGGCAAUAGAUUACCUUGCUGAUCCAAAACGAAUGGUAUACAUCGAAAAAGAUUUCCAUUUCUUAUUACCCAUACGGACAGAAACUAAGUUUGACCCUCUUAAAGAUGAUUACUACAAAGCUAUAGAAGAAAUUAAAAAUUUCUAUUUCAAAAAGGGUAAAGUGACACUAAAAAGUGUUAGUGAUUAUGUCACUUACAUAGGAGAUGUACUUACGUCUUAUCCCGUAGACGUUAUGACGAGGAUGUACGCAAGUAAAGUAGCAAAACCCUUGUACUAUUACCAUUUCGAUUAUUAUAGCGAAUUGAAUGCCAACAAAAACAGAAUUUUGGCAUUGUCUAAAGUAAGCGAUGGUACCUGGGGAGCCACAUCCGGUGACGAAUUGUGUUAUCUUUUUAAAUGUCCUAGCCUAAAGAAAAACUAUCUUAAACUAAAGAAAUCGAUGUCUGAAGAAAUAAUAUUACAAAGGAAAUUAGUCAAACUGUGGUCUAAUUUUAUUAAAUACGGAUCUCCUACACCAGGACAUAAUAAUCCAUUGGAGAACUUCGAAUGGCCGGAGUAUAAUUUGGAAACGAAAGAAUAUCUUCACAUUGGAAAAAAUAUAGAAAUACGGCGUAAUCUCUUCGGAGAUAGAUUCGAAUUCUGGGACAAAUUCCUAACUAGAUGGCCUAAAAUAUUGAAGAACUUAAGGGAAAAGGAUGAAUUAUAA
Molecule: messenger RNA, 1776 nt
Organism: Papilio polytes (common Mormon)
Lineage: Eukaryota; Metazoa; Arthropoda; Insecta; Lepidoptera; Papilionidae
Product: venom carboxylesterase-6-like
Exons: 3
Coding region: 37-1776 (579 amino acids)
Source: RefSeq, a predicted model, not a curated record